GGGUAAAGUGUCAGUUCAAGGUGUUUGCAUCAAAACUUGUUAAGCAGCAAACUUGGCAAAUCAAAACCUUGAAUUUAGACCAUUCCUGCUUCAGAGUAAAGAAGAACAAGAUGCUUACUGCUGAAUACAUAGCAGAGAGGUAUUUAGAAGAGUUUAGGAGUAACCCUGGUUGGAGAAUUAAGGAGAUUAGGGCUAGGAUUUUGAAUGAUUUAGGAGUUGAUGUGAGUUACUAUAAGGCAUGGCUAGCUAGGUGUAGGGCAAAACUACUGAUAUUUGGUUCAGCUAGGGAGCAGUAUGCUAGGGUGUGGGAUUAUGUCAAUGUUCACACAUGAUCAAGGAGCUGGGCUGACCAUCAUGUCUGACAGGCAAAAGGGUUUGAUUAAAGCAAUGGCUGAUGUUAUUCCCAAAGCUGAGCAAAGGUUUUGUGUGAGGCAUAUUUGGGCUAACUUCAAGCUCAACUUCACUGGAUCAACCUUUAAGGAGCUGUUUUGGAGAGCAGCUAGGGCCACCACCAUUUUUGAGCAUGAAAUUGCCAUGGAGUCUAUCAAAUUCCUCGAUGAAGAGGCAUAUGAGUAUUUAAUCAACAUUCCUCCCCACCAUUGGUCUAGACAUGCAUUCACACCAAACUGCAAGUCCAACAUGUUGUUGAACAACAUGUGUGAGACUUUCAAUGCAGUCAUUAGGCCUGCCAGAGAUAAACCUAUCCUCACCCAAAUGGAAUGGAUGAGGAGGUAUAUUAUGAACAGGAAUAAUGAAAAGUGGGAGGAUUCAAAAACAAUUACACACAACUUAGUGCCAUAUGUGAGGCAUGUUCUGGGGAGGAUAGACUUUGUGGCUAGGUCCUGUGUGGUGCAGCCAUCCAGAGGGAAUACAUUUGAGGUGCAGCUGAAGGAUGACCAGGUGUUGGUUGAUUUGGACAAGGAGACCUGCACAUGUUACCAUUGGGAACUCACUGGCAUUCCAUGUGUUCAUGCUUAUGCCUGCAUAUUGGAUAUGAGGGGUGACAUAGAGGCUGUUGUUGACCCAUACUAUACCAUGGACACAUACAGGUCUGCUUAUGAACCAGCUGUCCAACCAAUGCCUGGCCCAAAGCACUGGGAGAGAGUCAGAAUGAGGGAACCACUACCCCCUUCUGUUAAGGUGCAACCUGGGAGACCAAAGAGCAAAAAAAGGAAGCUUGAGCCAGGAGAAUGUUCUUCUUCAGGUGGUCAGGCAAGUACCAAGAGGAAGAAGCAAUGCAGCAACUGUGGGGGAUAUAGGCAUUAUGCCAAGACUUGCAAAGUACCUGCUGCACCAGCUACAGAGCUGAUAAAGUCAGCAGGCAGACCCCCACUGAACACUCCUUGGAUGGUGGAGGAGAGGAAGAAGAAAGAGAUUAGGGCUGCUAAAAAGAGUGCAAUUGGGGCUGGACCAAACAGCAUAGGAAACAAAAAGUUUCCUCAAGAGCAAGAAGGUUGUCUGCCAUUCAGCAAGCGCCCACAGCCACAGUCUUCCUCAGCUAAGCAUUCCUCAGCUCAGCCAUCCUCUAGUCAGCCAUCCUCAGCUCAGCCUUCCUCAAGUCAGCCUGCCUCAAGCCAACCAAAAAGAAAGACAAGGUCUUCCUCAAGUCAGCCUACAACAGCCACAGGUGUUGUAACAAGGGCCAGGCUGCAAUCCCUCAACAACCUUACUCAGUGAUGUACUCAUGCUGGAUAUCAAACAUUAUGUCUGUUGAACAAUUUCAAACUUUUAUUAUGUACUCAUGACUGGUUAUGUAACUUGCUAGUUUUUUAGUGGCUUCCCUUAACAAAUUUGAACAAUUAGAUAUUGAAUUGUAAUGGUUGCAUGGCUUUGAUUGCCAUUGAAACAUGUUGAAGUAA
Chenopodium quinoa (quinoa) is the source of this 1859-nucleotide messenger RNA. RefSeq lists its product as uncharacterized. Gene Ontology annotation, molecular function: zinc ion binding; DNA binding; transposase activity. Bases 295 to 1677 code for a protein of 460 amino acids. Gene Ontology annotation, biological process: DNA transposition. NCBI's taxonomy places the organism in Eukaryota, Viridiplantae, Streptophyta, Magnoliopsida, Caryophyllales, Amaranthaceae. The record is from RefSeq and is a predicted model, not a curated record. The transcript has 4 exons.